UAUGUGUGUGUGAACAAAGCAUUGUCUUAACUCGUAUUCACAUAGAAACAUUGGCAAUAAACUAGGAUAGAGAGCGGGGAUUAUUGCUAUAGUCAUUACUGUUGCUACAGGGCAUUGCCAGUAAUUGAGCAACAGAAAUAAUAGACUGGGAAGUUUGUGUGUGGGAGGGGCAGGUGAUAUAUAAGACACACAGGUGAACUGACAGUCAGUCACUCAGAGUCUGUGCAGUGCAGCAGCUACAGUAUGCCUGAGACCAGGAACAGAGGAGAGUCGCUGUAUCUCAGUGUCGGGGUCCUGGCUAUCAGUGCAGGAUGUUUGCUUCUAUCAAUACAUUAUUACAGCUCUGCUGCAGCUGCUCCACUUGUCUCCUCUUCGGUCCUGGGCGUCCUGCUCCUUAUCCUAGCAGCGAUACUGGCAUAUGCAGGAAUCAGAAAAAUCACAUCAAAUGUCUCAUUGUGGGUCUCAUUUUACUGGACAGUGUCAGCCAUGUGGUGUGGUUCUGGAGUCAAUUUAAUACUGAUAGGAAAUGAUGUCAUUGGCAUCUCUGACAUGAGAAAUGCAAUGGUUCCUGGCCUAGUGUCCUUCUUCCUGGGGUUGCUUAUUAUUGGAAUUAUUGGGAUCCUUCAGAGGGAAAUUCUCCUUUCUGUGAUGGCUGUCGCACUUUCUCUUUCCUAUAUUCAUGAACUUGUUAUACUCUAUGACAGCAGAAUAGGUUCCUCUGCAAUAGCAUGUAAUUACCUUAUUGUGACUGUAAUUGGGAUAUACUUUAUUGGAGGACGGGCACUCCAUAACUUCAGUAAGAAGAAAGUUAGUUUGCCUGGUAUAGACCAGUCCAACAUCAAAGACAAGGAGCAAGGUGCCGCCAGAGGUUCAUGCAAUAUAGAGCUUACAGCCACUUGCCUGAUCCUUAAUAUGACGGCCUCUAGUGUAUUUGGCUGCAGGCUUCUGGGAAUAACCAAUACUCUGUUUGUGGGCCAGGUGGCAUGGCUGUGGACAGCUGCUAUUUACCAGACUGGUAUAUGCAUCCUGUCAUACCGUUAUUAUCACAUUCUAGAUGCCACAUAUUUUGCUUUUUUCUCCAUUCUGAGAUAUGCUGAAGGUUACUCAUUACUGUAUCAGUUUCUGAACACUAAUGAGCUAAGUUACCCAGUCCCAUUCUUUGUAGUCUUUGCCAUAAUAUUUGUUGUCCUCUCCCUGUUUACAAGUAUUCAGAGCCUGGUGCAAUCUGUGUACUUACUCUUUUAUGUGGCCUAUUGCAUAGCAUUGGCCAGUAACACACAUGGGUUUUUUCAUGAAGGAUCCCAGGGAGUGAAUAUUGCAGUAUACAUUUCUUCAGCGAUUAUGGUGCUGGUCACUCUAUACAAUGCACAGGCAUCUGCAAGUAUCCCCACUGGGGAGGGCACCAUUAGGAAACUGUUCACCAGUAAUAACAUUUUCAGGCUCCGUCAGGGUAAUAACAUCCGUGAGCCCUUCCUUGGCUAUUCCAAGUAUGCUGAUGCUGAAGUCCUGGCUCAUGCUUGUAGCAUUUUGGCUGCCUUUGCCAUGACAAUGCCGGGAAGCUCUGGAGAACCCUUGGGUACAGUGGUCUUGCCCUGGGUUGUCGUUGCUGGAGGGCUGUAUAAUCUCAUUUGUGGGUCAGUAGCUUUCUCCCGUGGCAAGACACUGGAAAGUAGCGCCUUUAUUCUGUAUGGCGUAAUGUGGGUUAUUUGGGGAAUUUCCCGGUACAGUGGUAUCUAUAGCACAAGCAGAGGCUUUAACACUGCAGUAGGAAUCAUAUGCUUCAUUCUCUUUAACAGUUUCAUUGUAUUCAGCACACUUUUCCUAUCUAAGGCCUGGUUUGUGUAUUCUCUCACUUUCCAGCUUAUUCUAAUCAGCUUCCUUCUAGACUCCCUCAACGCUCUUCCUCUGGGCUAUGACAUCGCUGUCACUAUUAUCUUUGGCAUUGCUGGCUUCUACUUAUUUCUUGCCACCCUACAUAAUGGCACCUUUGAGGCUCCCCAAAUACCAGUAGGCAGCCCAUUUAUCAAAAUUAGUGGAUUUUCUAAUCAGACAUCAAAAUGUCCCCAUCUGAUCUCUACAAAGACCAGCUCUGUACGACAGAUCGCAGAGAUUAUGAGAAAUGGAGGAAUAUGUGGUGUUCCGUCAGACACUGUCUAUAUCCUGGUGGCAGCGUGCAAUCAGCCAGACGCCGUAGAGAAAGCCUACAAGACAAAGCGUCAGGCUCAGGACCGUCCAAUGUCAUUGUGGAUUUCUAGUCUAGAUCAAUUAAAAGCUGCAAAACAUUUGUUUAGUCCGCUGUUAUGGGACUUCAUGCAGGCUGCCUGGCCCUCAUCCAUCAGCUUGGUGAUCCCAAGAGGGCCAUGGCUGGAUGUGUUGGGUGCCAGGGACUCUGCAAAAUACAUAGGCACCCCUCAGAGCAUUGCCAUACGGAUCCCAGACUGUGCGGUGACUACACAUUUAAUUGAUAUGGUGGGUCCCAUUGCAGUCACAUCAGCUAAUCCAUCCGGGGAAGCAGACACAACUCAUCACAACCAAGUCUAUGCAAAGUUGGGAGAUAAGGUAGAUGGAGUGCUGUGUGAUGGGGCUUCCCCUGAGAAUAUCGCAUCUACCGUGGUUAACUGUACAAAAAUCGAAACUGGAAACAUUACAUUUUUCCGAGUUGGCAUUGUCCCCAAAUCACAGGUGUUACAGAUAUUACACCAAGUGCAGGAGAAGCAAAAGCAGGGUCACCUCAACGAGGCCUAUGUUGGUUCUACAGAAGACAUCACAGAAUAGAUCAUGCUGAUAAUGGAUUUACAAUGGAUGAACACUGACAGCACUAAAUAUACCCAGUCGAUAUUGAUUAUAUGAAAUCUAUGCUGCUUGUGGUAAAAUGAAUGACACAUGUUCUUCAUAUUCAGUAUUUAUAUAUAUUUAUUUAUUUUAUGUAAAAAUAAUUAAAUUAUUAUUUUUUUA
Molecule: messenger RNA, 2955 nt
Organism: Pseudophryne corroboree (corroboree frog)
Lineage: Eukaryota; Metazoa; Chordata; Amphibia; Anura; Myobatrachidae
Exons: 9
Coding region: 244-2775 (843 amino acids)
Biological process (GO): regulation of translational fidelity
Cellular component (GO): cytoplasm
Molecular function (GO): nucleotidyltransferase activity; tRNA binding; double-stranded RNA binding
Source: RefSeq, a predicted model, not a curated record